This is a messenger RNA of Rangifer tarandus platyrhynchus (Svalbard reindeer), 348 nucleotides long. The record is from the annotation of a GenBank genome assembly. NCBI's taxonomy places the organism in Eukaryota, Metazoa, Chordata, Mammalia, Artiodactyla, Cervidae.
AUGUGUACAGAAUGGUCAUUUUCUCCCUUGAUGGUCAAAGAAAGCGUAGUCACAUGGAACUGCAUUCAUCUGAUGACAGAGGAGGGUAACCACCAGCCCACCCAGCACUUCCCAUCUUGCUUGUCUGCAUCCAUCAAGAGUUUGUGUGGACAUCCUGAGCAGCCCAUUCAGAGCCCUCACCGUCCUCACAACCAGGAAACUGUACCCAGCACUCUCUACCAAAAGCUUCUACCAGUUAGAAGACAAAUGUACCCUGUUCACCCAACUGGUCAACUCCUGAAAUUGGAUUUGUUAUCUGAGCGCCAAAGAAUUGAUACUUUUGAACUGUGGUAUGGAGAAGACUCUUGA